Messenger RNA from Durio zibethinus, 1400 nucleotides. The record is from RefSeq and is a predicted model, not a curated record. NCBI's taxonomy places the organism in Eukaryota, Viridiplantae, Streptophyta, Magnoliopsida, Malvales, Malvaceae.
GCAGAGAGAAAAAGAAAGAAUAUGGCUUUGCCUGUUCUUCUUCUUCUUUAUGCUUAGAGCUUCCAGUUUUCAAGAAUGGCGGCUUAAGCAUAUUUUUAAUCUCUUUUAUAAAGUAUCAUCUUCUUCUUUUGGUUUUCCUCCGUUGGCCACCAUAAAAACACGAAUAGUUUCGGUCAAUGCCAGCUGGCUAGGCUUCAAUGUUGUAAUGGCGCUUGCUUUUCUUUGGGCGCUUAUAAAUGGCCUUCUUCCCUGAAUCUGUAGGCUCUCUCUCUUUUCCAAUUUUUCUUUGCUAAUGUUUCUUUUUCGUUGGAUCCUUGGCUAAAAUUAAGGUUUUAAUCCUGUCUGAUCUAUUACAUUGUCGUUGUUUUGUUUUCUUUCUUUUUUCUGGCUAUGGACAAUUUCUACUAGAUCUGAAGUGAUUCUCAUGCUUUUUUUUCUUUUUUCAUGGAGUACCAUACCAAUAACGAUUGCUUUUUUUUUUCCACUAUAAUUCUCUAGUUCCAACAGGAAAUGAAUUUGGAAAAUGCAGGACUUGAUGGGUGAACUUACUCCAAAAGUUACUAUUUUUGUUCUCAUUAAAAUUUACCUUAAAUUUUUUUCCAUGGUUCUGUAAGCAUUAAUUGAAGUCAGGUCUUACUGAAGAAAUAUGGAUUUUGAAUCAAAGAAGAAAAGGAAAUCUGUGGUGCCACGGUUUUUGAAAAACAAAUCAGCCUCUCGUUGUUUUUUUCCAAAGGUGAAGCCAACUAGUUUCAAUCCAGGCUGUGCACCAGUGUACCUCAAUGUAUAUGACCUAACACCCAUGAAUGGCUAUUUUUACUGGGCAGGCCUUGGCAUCUUUCAUUCUGGGGUGGAAGUUCAUGGUGUGGAAUAUGCAUUUGGAGCUCACGAUUACCCAACCAGUGGUGUUUUUGAGGUUGAACCACGACAGUGCCCGGGCUUCAAGUUCAGGAAAUCGACAUUCAUUGGGACCACAUCACUGGACCCUAUCCAAGUAAGGGAAUUCAUGGAGCGGAAUUCGGCAAGGUAUAGUGGAGACACGUAUCACUUGAUCGUCAAGAAUUGCAACCAUUUCUGCGAGGAUAUUUGUCACAAGCUGACUGGGAAACACAUUCCUAAAUGGGUAAAUCGGCUGGCUAGAAUAGGUUCAAUGUGCAACUGCAUUCUUCCUGAAGCCCUUAAGACUUCUGUCGUGCGGCAUGAUCCCAAUUAUCAACCAUAUGAUAGUGAGAAGAGGAGGCUGAGGUGCGCCUUCAGUUGCCUAUCUUCAGUGUCAAUGCGGCAGAAGUCUUCAUUACUUAUACAAUCACCCUUAAGAGGUUGCCUGCCACCAUGGGAAUCAAAAAAAUCAAACAAUGUUUUAUGGAAGGAAAGGUGAGACGACUGGUCGGUUGGCAUUUCAA